Molecule: messenger RNA, 270 nt
Organism: Aspergillus calidoustus
Lineage: Eukaryota; Fungi; Ascomycota; Eurotiomycetes; Eurotiales; Aspergillaceae
Source: the annotation of a GenBank genome assembly
AUGACACAAGGAGCGCUCAAGAAGGCGAAAGCCGGCACGGCGACGUCAAAACGGCCCUCGGCCCUUGGCCCCAAGAAAGGGAACCGGACGAUCGCACCGAAGAAGGCCUCGUUGAUCAAGCAGCAGAAGAUGAACAAGAAACUAUCGGCUGGACUUGUGGCGAAGACAGAGCGGAGUCUUGCGCAGAGAGCUGGACAUCUUGAGAUGUUGGCUGGAGGAAAGAAAGAUAAGAAGGCGGCUGGUGGGAAGGAAAAGAAGGGAGGAAAGUAA